AUGGCACACCAUCAUUCCUUUUCGCCGCGGCUGAGUCCCGCUCUUGCUUCUACCUCGUCUCUCCACGAUAUGGCCCGCAACCGAAAACUCCGCCUUCUCGUCGCCGCCACUGGACCCCGCGAUACAUCCUGGGCGCAAGCACUCGUGGUGCGCCUCUCGAAAAAUCCACAGAUUGAAGCGCGAGCGAUCGUCGACGAUGUAGUCCCGCGAUUAACACAAACGAUUAUUGUUAUGCAGAACCGGGGAUUGGCGCUGGGAGCAGGCGAUCGGGCCGACGAUAUCGAAUUCUAUCGGCAACAGGCAUUCGAACUAGUAGAGUGGGCAGAUCUGAUGGUCUGCGUGCCACUUGAUGCGGACAGCAUCGCAAAGAUGCUGGCAGGCGUCACAGAUACAUUCCUCGGCGAAGUGCUCAGAGGAUGGGAUACACAAAAGAGCAUUGUCUUGGUCCCUGGCAUGAGCACACAUAUGUGGUCGAACCCAAUGACCAAGAAGCACUUGAGCAAAUUGCAUCGGAAAUGGAAUUGGAUACGUGUGGUGACGCCGAUAUUAUGGCAUUACGAAGGAUCGCCAAACCCGAAACGAGUACCUAACUGGAAUGGUUUUAACGAAGUGCUGGGCAUUAUAAAGAACCAAGCCGACUUAUUAGGACUGGGAAGAGAUGUUGAGGUCGCCACAGGAAUGGCAAUGACUGAUAAUGCGGACGUAACAGUUCAGUCCAAGCUACCGCCGGAAAUCUGGACUAUUAUCCUGGAUUAUGCAGGAGACUGGGAACUUGCGAAGGCCCUAGGAAUGUACACCAACCUACCGAUGCCCUCACCAUGGACAAGUCAGCCCAGAGACCGUAACGAUCCGUUGAAGGUGUACGAGCACGAGCUCGAGUGGACAGUACUGACUUGCAACUCCGCGGCGAUAUGUAAAAAGAUAUCACAAUCUCCACCAGAAUUUCACGAUAUAUCAGCACUGGUUAUCAAACUAGUGAUCAAAUUUGGUCUUAUUGACGUGUUGGCGUAUAUGGAAGCCAACCGACCAGAUCUUUUCAAAGCAUUUGAUGGAACGACGUUGCCAACUAAAGCCUCCGCUUAUUAUCCACGCACUGAUGUGCUGGACUAUUGGAAACAGAGUCCAUGGUUCAGAGACCGCCAUGUAUACGACGCAGAAGCUGUCGAUGGUGCCUCUAAGUUUGGGCAUGUUCGCGUUUUAGACUGGUGGUGGCGUCGGUCUGGAUUGAUGAUGCGAUAUACCGAGUCUGCGCUGGAGCAGGCUAGCGGGAAUGGACAUCUGUUGGUUCUCGAGUGGUGGCGCGAUGCAGCAGCACAGGACGACAAGGUCGUUCUACGACCGGGCCGGUCACUAUUAUGGGCAACACAACAUGGACAAGCUGAUGUGUUGCGGUGGUGGGACGCUUCAGGUAUCCCUGCUGCUCAUGGUGACAGCGUCGCCAAGAUGGCAAGCCGCUGGGGCCAAGUCGAGGUUUUAGAAACCUGGAGACGGCUGAAAGGAGAUGACAAGCUCGUGUUUGACGCCGAGGUUCUCGUUUCACCGACCAUAUUCAAACACUUAGCGGUGCUUGAGUGGUGGCGUAACUUUGCUCAUGGAGAGCUCGAGGGUAUGGAGGGUCGAAAGCAGAUGGUCGAAUUCCGGACGUGCAACAUCGAAGAGGCUCUUGAGGACAGCAUAGGAGACCAGAGUGCAGUUCGACGAUGGUGGACACAGAACGGGCUGAAUCUAGGACUGCGAGACGAAGAGUGGCUCAAGACACGGUAUCUUUAG
Molecule: messenger RNA, 1770 nt
Organism: Fusarium redolens
Lineage: Eukaryota; Fungi; Ascomycota; Sordariomycetes; Hypocreales; Nectriaceae
Exons: 1
Coding region: 1-1770 (589 amino acids)
Biological process (GO): coenzyme A biosynthetic process
Cellular component (GO): phosphopantothenoylcysteine decarboxylase complex
Molecular function (GO): phosphopantothenoylcysteine decarboxylase activity; FMN binding
Source: RefSeq, a predicted model, not a curated record